Molecule: messenger RNA, 1435 nt
Organism: Thalassophryne amazonica
Lineage: Eukaryota; Metazoa; Chordata; Actinopteri; Batrachoidiformes; Batrachoididae
Gene: cldne
Product: claudin e
Exons: 1
Coding region: 279-914 (211 amino acids)
Biological process (GO): cell adhesion; bicellular tight junction assembly
Cellular component (GO): plasma membrane; bicellular tight junction
Molecular function (GO): structural molecule activity
Source: RefSeq, a predicted model, not a curated record
ACCAUUACAAACCUCAUUUACCUACAGACUGAUGCUCAUCGAAACUGCUCCCUGUCCACACAGAAUAUGUGAAGAAUCUUGUUGGGCAGGUAAAUCACCCACUGUACUGGUUUCAGGUCAGAGUGAAGAAUGGUUUGACUCCACCUUCAAGAAAAACAUCUUUAUAACUGCGUGAACUGUGUCCUGGUCUUCAUUUACCUUAACAACUGAACUGAGCCGACCUGCUCCUGAACACUAUCCUUCCUCACUGCAGCGAGUCAUCCAAACUAGACUUCACCAUGGUGUCGUUGGGACGUCAGAUGCUGGGCUUUGUCUUGGCUGCCAUUGGCUUCUUGGGAACCAUCAUUAUCUGUGCAAUACCCAUGUGGAAGGUCACUGCCUUUAUUGGAGCCAAUAUUGUGACGGCACAGGUCAUCUGGGAAGGAUUGUGGAUGAACUGUGUGAUGCAGAGCACAGGGCAGAUGCAGUGCAAAAUCUAUGACUCUCUGCUGGCUCUACCACAGGACCUUCAGGCUGCCAGAGCUCUUGUGGUUAUCGCCAUCCUCCUCGCCGCCUUUGGCAUCCUCCUGGGUAUCGCCGGGGGCAAAUGCACUAAUUUUGUGGAGGAAAAACGCGCCAAAGCCAGGGUUGCCAUCGCUGCUGGGGUUGUCUUCAUCUGUGCCGGUGUCUUGACCCUCGUCCCUGUCUGCUGGUCGGCCAACACCAUCAUCAGAGAUUUUUACAACCCCGUCAUAAUCAACGCUCAGAGGAGGGAGCUGGGAGCUGCACUCUACAUUGGCUGGGGCACAGCCGCUCUUCUCAUCCUGGGAGGCGCGCUCCUCUGUAGCUCCUGCCCACCCAAAGAAGAAAGUCCAGAGUAUCCAGUCAAGUACUCUGGAGCCAGGUCUGUUGUCAGCAGCCGGGCCUACGUCUGAGCGUUAAAUUCCCCAGAGAAAGACUUCAGCUAUUUUACAGUUUCUUAAGCAACCUCCUUUAUUCUGAGUUCCUAAGAAUGACAUGAGGCCGUCGAAAUUGUGCCACAUUUUUAGAAGGGGCACAACAUGAGAGGAGACUGAUUAAAGUAAUUUUGUGAAAAAGUAAGGACUGUUUGGUGAAGGAAAACGACUUUUUCUUUUUAAAAGAGGAGCACAGUGUAAAUACGUGGUGUGAACCUGCAGAACUGGCGAGAAAAUCUGGACUGAGUGAAAGAUAUUCUAUGAUAUAAGUAAACCUUAGCUCAUUUUCCUCUGUUAUGUAAAUCUCAGCUACAUUGGAAGGAUGUUUAAGAAGGUUUCAGCAGAACGUUGAUGGAAGAAAAUUUCUACAGUUGUGUUGUUUUAUUGUGAAUAUAUUCUACAGAAAAUCUCAGAAAUAUCUAUGUUCAGAAUACAGUAUCAUAAAAAGCUUUUGUUUACGCAAAUCUGUGAUUUAUAAUAAAACAUUUGUUUAAAUGCUC